Molecule: messenger RNA, 294 nt
Organism: Ilex paraguariensis (yerba mate)
Lineage: Eukaryota; Viridiplantae; Streptophyta; Magnoliopsida; Aquifoliales; Aquifoliaceae
Source: the annotation of a GenBank genome assembly
CUCCACAGAGAAGGUGCUAGAGGGAAUGACAUGGCCAAACUCAGCAGAAUAAUAGAGGAGGUCAAAGUCCUUGGCAAAGGUGACGCCAAUCACAUGCCAGCGGGUGGUGCCAUGCUCCAAAAGGCGGUGCCAAAUGCCACUCCAAAAGGCAGCGCCAAGGCUUCUUGGGAUCAGGAUGAUGCCAAGUUAGCUGGUCCUGUUAAUGGCAUGGAGGAUGUGGACAACAAGGGCCUGGGCGGUGCCCAUGUUGGUGGCGGCCAUGGCACAUGUAUCCUUGGCGAGGGCAGUUGGUAG